This is a messenger RNA of Polychytrium aggregatum, 1218 nucleotides long. RefSeq lists its product as uncharacterized. The coding region runs from base 1 to 1218 and encodes 405 amino acids. The record is from RefSeq and is a predicted model, not a curated record. The transcript is spliced from 7 exons. Lineage: Eukaryota; Fungi; Chytridiomycota; Chytridiomycetes; Polychytriales.
AUGCGGCUAUCCCCGGCUCUCAACAUCCAUGCUUGCGUCCAAGCUCGACCCAGUCUGCUGUGGAUUCUGGAAAGACUGAAUGGUAGCGACAAGAAUCCGGGGCAAGCCCCGCGGUCCAAAGACAUCCAAGACGAGGGUGUCCUUGGCCAGUAUUAUCUUGGGUUCAGUGCGAGCCACGAAGCAAGAAAGUGUCUUGCCGACGCUCGAGGCACCGACAUCGGGUCCUUGCCAGCGAUUCUUCAAAAGCCGGUUCUACAUGCAAUGCUACUCGGAGACGUCAAAGUACAGGCACGUAUCUUUGACUAUUCAGAUCGGAGCUCUCCAAGGAGCAAGUCCACACGUCCAAAGAAGCGGAAAUACGACGACGAGAAGGCUGAUGUGGUGCUUGGACAUGCUGCCCGGCCGGAGGAGCACAUGCCUUCCAAACUACCAUCAUGCAGAAACCCAUCAAACCUACUUUCAGAUCCGAUUCAGUUCUCUGCAAGAGGGCAACUGGCUGAUUUCUUCUUUCUCCGCGGCGAACCCAUUGAUCCAGAUGCUGUGGAUCCCAAGUUGCUCGCAGUUGUUUCGAGCUCAUCUUUGCCCCUCUUCGAUCACCGCCCACUGGAUGUCCGGCACGUUUUCUUUGCAAGCUCCAGUGUUCUACUGCGCCCGGAGCUUACCCGAUGUCUGGAUGAGGAGAUGAACAUCGAGGUUGUGGCUCGCGACUUUGACUAUGCCGACGCAGCACAGUGCUCCGAGGAUAUAUCGGGCGCUGACCUGGCGCAGCUUCUGUCCAAGUGGCAUGUUGGACGUGGCUUUGAUCGGUCGCGAGGACGUGGACCGUUUGUGGCUGCUCCUAUCGCUCAAGGCAUCUCGAGGAUAUCGCUACUGGCAUCGCUCAUGCAUCCCCUCGGAGUGCGCAUCGAGUUCAAGUACUCACACUCGCAUCGAGAGACAGCACAGUGGGUCCGCCUCAUAGGAGACCAGUGCGCUCACGAUUGCGAACAGGGCGCUGAUGUCAGACGGUCUGCAUGGUCCUGCGCUGAGACUUGGAGCGCCCGCCCGUGGAUCCGCAGAAACGAGACCCCGCAAGAGCGGUUCCUGUGCUCGCUAGGAAUGUUCAACUGCUUCAACGCCCAGCUGGCCCUCCUCCUGUACACGCCACAGCAGCUCUUGUCGAUGAAUUUUGAUGAUCUGGAGCGGUUUUAUCGGGUGGCACGGCAGCCACUAUUGUAG